Molecule: messenger RNA, 1594 nt
Organism: Raphanus sativus (radish)
Lineage: Eukaryota; Viridiplantae; Streptophyta; Magnoliopsida; Brassicales; Brassicaceae
Exons: 1
Coding region: 280-1371 (363 amino acids)
Source: RefSeq, a predicted model, not a curated record
AGAUCCGAAGAGGACGAACUAAAGAGCCGGUACAGGUCAGAACUCUCACGUGCACUUGGGGGAACUCGACUCGCUUUCUCUUUCUCUACAAACUCUGCACACUCCUCUCUCUCUCUCCCCCUCUCAUCUCACACUCACAGACAAGUAACCUCUCUCUCCCCCAUCUCUCAAAAGACGCUAAAAAGCUGAAUCUCUACUUCAUUACACACAGAAACAGAGGAAACCAGAGAGAAUAGAUUUUGGUUCUCUUCUUCUUGAUUCCUUAUCUUAUCUUUUGCAAUGGUGGACCUCAAAGAUCAAGACAUGGGAGAUGGUAUGCAAUGCGUAACACACCCUUACACAAAGAACCCAGGUGGUAUAUGUCCCUUAUGUCUCCAAGAAAAGCUCGGCAAGCUCGUCACUUCCUCUUUCCCUCUCCCUAAACCAAACCACCUCUCUGCUUCCUCUUCUUCUAAGUCUUUCUCUCCUUCUUCCACCACCUCUCUUGCUUUAUCUAUCUCAUCUGGAAGCAACGGAAGGGACAGCAGCAACAACAACAACCUCCCGUUUCUUCUUGCCAAGAAGAAGAGCAUUCUCGCAGCUUCAUCAUCCUCUUCCUCUUCUUCAGCUAGUCUUAUCUACAAGAGAAGCAAAUCUUCGGCUGCUGCUUACGGUGAGAGUUUAAACCGGAAGAAACGAAGUGGGUUCUGGUCGUUUCUUCAUCUCUACUCUUCCAAACACCAAAUCGCAGCCGCCACCACCAAAAAAGUUAGCCAUUCUUCGGUGCCAAGGAACCAGAUCGAUAACGUGAAGAACCAGACAACAGAGACAUCUAACAAGGUUGUUGGUGGAGGCAUUGAUGUGAUAAAGGAGGAAGAAGAUGAGAGCUCUAGUAGUGACAAAGUGGUUGUAGAGACGGCGCCAGCUAACAAUGUCGGUAGUGGUGGUGGUGUGUCGUCUUUAGAGAGGAAAGUGUUGAGAUCUAGAUCUGUGGGGUGUGGGAGCAGAAGCUUCUCUGGUGAUUUCUUUGAGAGGAUCUCUAAUGGGUUUGGAGAUUGCGCCUUGAAAAGGAUUGAGUCACAGAGAGAACACUCAAAGGUCAUUAGUAAUGGUGGUGGUGGUGAAGCAGCUGAUGCCAUGAGUCAAAUGGUGAAAUGUGGUGGUAUCUUUGGUGGGUUUAUGAUUAUGACAUCAUCAUCAAAUUCAGCAUCAUCAACAGUUGAUCAUCAUCAUCAUAAGAUGGGGAAUAAAACCGCAUGGGGAAGGGCUUUUGCAAGUCCAAUGAGAGCCAAGACUACUCACAAAGGUGGUACUAUUACAGAGUCUUCAACUGAUAAAAACACAACUCCAAACUUGGACUCAACUUCUUCCUUGGUUACUAUGAAAAGCUAAAAGAUAUACAUUAUAGUACUUCUUAUAUCUAUAUCAUAUUUCAUUCAUGUGAUUAGUUAGGCUGUUCGUUUGUUCUUUGGACAUUGGUUUGAUCUUUUGAGUACAACUAGUAAUGUAAUGUCACACUAUUUAUCUUUUUUUUUUUCAUUUAUAUGUUUGGCCUAAUGGCUAGAUGUUGUUCAUCAUCAUUCAUUCAUCAUAAAAGUUGGUAAAGUUUAGAGAA